Molecule: messenger RNA, 2829 nt
Organism: Rotaria sp. Silwood2
Lineage: Eukaryota; Metazoa; Rotifera; Eurotatoria; Philodinida; Philodinidae
Source: the annotation of a GenBank genome assembly
AUGACUGAAUCAGACGUAAAUAAUACAGGUAAGGAUAUUUGGUCACUAAUUUCUUUAGAUGACUUGGUCACUGCCAUUAGCUCUCUUGGUGAGCGUACUAAACAACUCAAAGAUGAUUCAUGGCGCUUUACUCAUAAAAGUAAAUCUUCUAGCUCAUAUUGGAGUGAAGUUAUUAAUAAAUUGAAACUUGAUGAUGAUGAAAAAAUUCGUCAUUCAUUGUACAAUAUAUGGCAUUCAGAUCGACAUGAAAUUUGUAAACUUGUUGAAGCAAAGAAGAAGGAGAUAGAGAUCGAGGAGAUGAAAGAAAGAGAUAGCAAUGAUGGGAACGAAGCAGAAAAUGGUUCCAUCGGUAAGAAAAUUAUUGCAACAUUGCCAUCCCAAUCAUCAUUACCUCUUCAUGAACCACCCAGCACACGUGCUUAUCAAAAAGCUGUUGCAAGUGGCAAUAUUUAUGAACGUCAUUGUAUUAGAACAGAAUUUAUUUCUCUUACUCGUAAUGAAUGGAAAAGUGCAUAUAGCCGUACUGAUAAGAAAACGAACACAGGCUGGACCAGUAUUUUUGAUAAGAAAUUGAAGUCUAUCGGUAAUACAUGCUCAUUAUGUUUUCAUUCUCCUAAUAUCCCGCGCGGCAUAAGAAAACGUAACUGUUCUGACUUUUGGUUCAGUGCAACCUGUACAGGUGAUAUAUGUAAGAGAAAAUAUAUAGUAAGUCAUAGAAGAGAGAUUGAUAAUGACUUUAUGGCGUUAUUUCGUGUCGACGUCUAUGGCGAAGAAAAUCACAGUAAAGACAAUGUAAUGCGACCACGCAAGAUGAAUGCCGAAGAACGCGAUGCCAUUGGGAAACGGGCAAAUCAGAUAGGUCCCGUAGCAACAUUUCGCGAGAUCGUGGAGGCGGCUGAUGAAAAAAUGCUCGCAGCAGGUAAUUUCUCACAAUGUAAGACCAUUGAAGCAGUGAAGAAAUGUGGAGCGGAUUAUCGAAAGAAAAUGCGUUUUGAUGAAGAUGUGUUCAGAGCAUGUCGAAUUCUAAGUUGCUUUUAUCGCGCAGAAGAUGUUACAUCUGAACAAAUUUUAGAUUCGACUGGUGGAGUAUUAAAGCCAAUGAAAGACCAAAAUGAUAUAUACGUUUAUACAAUAAUGUUCAAAGAUGGCAUUGAUGCAUUGGAUAAUGUUCCACUAGCACACGCUAUUUUAACAGAUCACACAGUUCCGAGUAUUGGUUAUUUUCUUGGCAAUGUAAUUCAUAGUGUCAAUCAAGUGACAACAAAGAAAAAAUUACGUCCACCUUCAUUUAUCAUUAUUGAUUUUUCUGCUGCUCUUAUGAAUGCUGCUCUUCAACAGUUCAAUAUUGAAAGUGUUAACAAACAUCUCAAACGAUGCUGGAAUGUUAUACAUGGCAAAUAUACUGCUGAAGAAAUUCGAUCAUUAUCUUUUAUUCAUUUGUGCUGUUGCCAUGUCAUGCAUGCUGUUGCAAGAAGUUUGAAUGCUGAAAAAAUUGACAAGAAAACGCGUGAAACUGUAUUAUAUAUAUUCGCUUAUAUGUUGUGUAGCAAUGAUAUCAAUCAAUUAUAUGACACAUUGGGAUUGGUGAUUGAUAUAUUCGGUGAUCCAAACGAACAGAACGCAAAAAGAAAAGUUGAUCAAAUAUGUUCUCUUAAAUUGAACGUCGAUGAAGAAAGUGAGUCAGUUUUAAAAGAUUUCGAUAAUAUUUUUAGAAUAGCUGAAAAAAAGGAAGAAGAAUUAAAGCUUGUCGACGAAUAUUUUGAUUCAGAUGAAGCUAUCAUUCAUCAGUCACCAUUUAAUAAACAAGCUGUUACACGUUAUCCACUGCUAGCUGAGAUAUUAAUUAAAAAAAAGAUAAAAAGUAGCAAUAAGAAUACACUCUUUUCUGCAUCGAUAAUUCGUAUAUUCUAUCGGUGGUGGGCAUACUUACCACUAUGGACAGGUUUGUUAUUCAAUUUCGAAGAACGAUAUGCCAAUGACAUGCAGCAAAAUACAUCGAUAACAUAUUACCCUAUCCGAUACUCAAAUGCAGUGAUUGAAAGUUAUUUCCGCACUUUAAAAAAAAGUAUCUGUCAAGGAAAAAGAAGUAAACCACCUCAAGAGGUUAUCAUGGCGUUACAUAGAAGUGUAAAAGUUCAAUCAAAGGCUGAUCAGUUUGGAUUAACACAAGGUUCAAAGGGAAGAAAAAGAGGAAGACACAAUGUAGGCAUAUUUGAAAAUUGGAAGAAUAGAACGCAAGGAAAAAGUCGUCGAGGUAAAUACACAAAGCUAAUUGACAAAUUCGCAUCGAAACGUGCACGACAAGAAGAGGAUCAAUCUCAACAAGACGGCGUUGAAUCUAAAAAUACUAAAACUACUUCUUCGUCAAACAAAUCGGAAUCAUCUUCUAAAACUUCAAGCGAGAACGUAUCCAUCACAGAAUCAUUUAGUUCCAGCACAAGAAAUUCAUCAUCAUCAUCUGAAGCGGCUAGCAAGGUAAGUUAUGAAUAUCCUAAUGAUAUUCCAAUCGUUUUAGAUCUGUCGACAAAUAAUAAUCAUCAAAAAAGUGGAAGUUCAAGUGAAAAAAAUUUGAACAUGAGCUCAUCUUCAAUAAAAAUAAAUACUUCGAUUGCUGUUAACGAAGCAGUUAAAGUGACAACUAAUCAACUAUCAGAAGACCCCAGCAUUAAAAUUCAAUCUCAUCCAACAACAACAAUCAACGGCUUUACAUUGAAAUGGCCCAAAUUUGAAGUUAAAAAUACGCUAUUUAAAGCACCAUUACCAUCACUGCCACCACCACCACCACCACCACCACCACCACCAACAUCACCAAUGAAUUCGAACAAAUAA